AUGUUUACUAAAAUACCACAAGAAAAUGAAGCUGCAGUAAAGGUUAGUUACGUGUUGUCAGAGUUAAUUGCCAAAUAUUCAAAACCAUUUACUGAAGGUGAUUUUAUAAAAACGUGUUUGAUUAAAAGUGCUGAAAUUAUUUAUCCCGGAAAUCUAAAAGCUUUUAAAAACAUUUCAUUAACACGAAAUACGGUUGCUUACAGAAUAACUGAUCUAACAUGCAAUUUGAGUGAUCAGAUUAAAAUUAAAAUACCUAGUUUCGAGUAUUUUUCAAUCGCUUGUGGUGAAAGUAUCGAUAUUGGUGGCACAGCUCUUAGCUGUGUAUUUUCGUUGUUGCGUUAUGGAAUUUAAUAUUUAUGAAGAGUUAUUGGAAAUUAUACCUAUGUAUAAUACUACUACAGGAAAGGAUGUAUUUGUUUCUGUUUUUAAACUCUUGAAAAAAUAUGAUUUACCUUUGGCAAAGUUAUCGUCUGUGGCUACAGAUGGAGCUCACUAUAUGACGGGGGAAAAUAAAGGUUUCGUUGAAAGUUUGCAAAAAAUGCGAAUGAAAAUAUUGAUCAUACAUUUCAUAAACACAUUGUAUUAUACAUCAAGAGGUGUUGUUUAAAAGUUAUUAAUAUAGCACAUGUAAUAAGACCUGUAAAACAAAUGGUUAAUUUUAUAAGAUCCCGUGGUUUGAACCAAAGACAGUUUCGAUUUUUUAAACGAUUUAGAAAGCGGGUAUUCAGGUUUGAUAUAGUUUAUAGAAAUACGAUGAUUAUCAUGCUCAACUGUAUUGGAAAAAUUCUGGAGGUUAAAAGAUGCAAUACAAAUAUUUUUAGAGUCUAAAGAACAAGACGUCAGCACUUUGUCGGAUCCAAUGUGAUUACAAGACCUAUCCUUCAUGGUCGAUAUUACGAAGCACUUGUCAAAUUUAAAUUUAAAAUUACAAGGGAAAGAUCAAAUUAUAACAGCUAUUUUCAUUAAUGAACAGCAAUAAAUCACCCGUAAGAUCCUGAUUAACCGACACACAUCUAAAUUCAAUGUUAAAAGUGGCUUCGGCUAAUAAAAUUUCUUCCGAAAUUGAAAAGUCGGUUAGAGGAAAGAGAUGCUAAAUAUCGUCUAAAAAAAAAUUAUUAAUAUGAUUUUGUUUUGUAAUUUAAAUAUCUAUAAUAAUCAAUAUGAUUUUUUAAAUGAAAAUGUUAAUUUUUUUGUUAACUUUUUGAAUUUAUACUGUACUUUUUGUGUUCGUAAAUAUCCAGCUCGCUGUGUCCGCUGCGGUGCUCUCCACUCUUCUUCGGCCUGUACAAGCCCACGGGAUGCUACUCCUAAAUGCGCCCUCUGCUCCGGUGAUCAUCCUUCAAACUAUAAAGGUUGCUCAGUUUACAAGGAGCUACAGCUUCGCAACAAACCAAAAAUGAGCAGUCCUUUGCUGGGGAAUCUUAGUCAUAAAAAAAAUGUACAGGUUAGUCAACCUAUGGUAACACCCUUAGCACAUUCAUCUGACUCGUCUCAAACCUACGCGCAAGCUACCUCCGGUACCCACCCAAACAACAUAAUCCCUCCUCCUGUAUCAGAUAUAAAUAAGUUCCUUGACGAGUUCAAAUUACUAAUAAACCCGCUAAUCGCUCUUCUCACCCAAGUUAUCUCAAAGCUUCUAGAAAAAAAUUAA
Cinara cedri is the source of this 1651-nucleotide messenger RNA. The record is from the annotation of a GenBank genome assembly. Lineage: Eukaryota; Metazoa; Arthropoda; Insecta; Hemiptera; Aphididae.